This is a messenger RNA of Paramormyrops kingsleyae, 2995 nucleotides long. The record is from RefSeq and is a predicted model, not a curated record. Lineage: Eukaryota; Metazoa; Chordata; Actinopteri; Osteoglossiformes; Mormyridae.
AGGCAGGAUCACAGAAGCAGAGGCCAAGCUGUCCUCCCACCUCAACAUUGUGGGCAUGGUGGGCUCCAUUGACAAUGACUUCUGUGGCACCGAUAUGACUAUUGGCACUGACUCCGCCCUGCACCGCAUCAUAGAGGUGGUGGACGCCAUCACUACCACAGCCCAGAGUCAUCAGAGGACCUUCAUCUUGGAAGUGAUGGGAAGGCACUGUGGGUAUCUGGCUCUGGUCACUGCCCUGGCCUGUGGAGCCGACUGGGUCUUCAUCCCGGAGAUGCCCCCGGAGGAGAACUGGGAGGACCAUCUGUGCAGGAGACUGGCUGAGACUCGAGGCAGAGGCUCCCGUCUGAAUGUGAUCAUUGUGGCGGAGGGGGCUAUCGACAGACAUGGCAAAUCCAUCACCUCCAACACAGUCAAGGAUCUGGUGACAAAGAGGCUGGGUUAUGAUACUCGUGCCACAGUCCUUGGACACGUGCAGAGAGGCGGGACACCAUCUGCCUUUGACAGGAUUCUGGGAAGCAGGAUGGGAGUGGAGGCUGUAAUGGCCCUUCUGGAGGCUACCCCAGACACGCCGGCCUGUGUGGUCAGCCUGUCCGGAAACAUGGCCAUCAGGGUGCCACUGAUGGAGUGUGUGCAAGUGACAAAAGAGGUCACUAAAGCCAUGGAAGAGGGGAGAUUUGAUGAUGCUGUCAAACUCAGGGGCAAGAGUUUUGAGAACAAUUGGAAUACAUACAGGCUAUUGGCUCAUGUGCACCCCCCAGAGGCAAAGAGUAAUAUCAAUAUUGCCAUCUUGAACAUUGGUGCCCCCUGUGCUGGAAUGAAUGCUGCAGUUCGUGCAGCCGUCAGGAUUGGCAUCACCCAAGGUCACCAUAUGCUGGCAGUGCAUGACGGAUUCGAGGGGCUGGCUCAUGGACUGAUUGAACCCAUCACGUGGGCUGAUGUUGGUGGUUGGACUGGGAAGGGUGGAUCCCAGCUGGGCACCAAGAGAACACUUCCAUCAAGUAUCAUUGAGGAGAUCAGCCUCAACAUUGCCAAGUUUAACAUCCAUGGUCUGGUCAUUAUUGGGGGCUUUGAGGCUUUUGUGGGCGGCCUGGAGCUGGUGACGGCGAGGGAGAAGUAUGAGGAGCUGUGCAUCCCUCUGGUGGUGAUCCCUGCCACCGUGUCCAACAAUGUGCCUGGUUCAGACUUCAGCAUCGGUGCAGACACAGCCCUGAACACCAUCACCACGACAUGUGACAGGAUCAAGCAGUCGGCCGCCGGUACGAAAAGGCGCGUGUUCAUCAUCGAGACGAUGGGCGGUUACUGCGGCUACCUGGCCACCCUGGCCGGGCUGGCGGCUGGCGCUGACGCCGCCUACAUCUACGAGGAGCGCUUCAACAUCCACGACCUUGAGGUGAACGUGGAGCAUCUGGUGGAGAAAAUGAAAACGACCGUGAAGAGAGGCUUGAUUCUCAGGAAUGAAAGGUGCAAUGAAAAUUACACCACUGACUUCAUCUUUAACCUGUAUUCUGAGGAAGGAAAGGGAGUGUUUGACUGCCGGAAGAACGUCCUGGGACACAUGCAGCAGGGUGGUACCCCCACCCCCUUUGACAGGAAUUUUGGCACCAAAAUGGGAGCGAAGGCUGUCCUCUGGCUGACAGAGAAGCUGAAAGAAUGCUACAGACAUGGUCGUAUCUUUGCCAACACGCCACAAUCGGCGUGUGUGCUGGGCAUGAGGAAAAGGGCCUUGGUAUUCCAGCCUCUUGCAGAGCUGAAGGAGCAGACAGACUUUGAACACCGCAUCCCGAAGACAGAGUGGUGGCUGAAGCUGAGGCCCAUUCUGAAGAUCUUAGCCAAGUACAAAAUCAACCUGGAUACCUCUGAAAAGGCUGCCUUGGAGCAUGUGAUCAAGAAGCGAGGGCUUGUGUAACGGCCAACCUGGAGCAAAACAGAGCCGAGGAUGUCCUCCUGAAAUCAAUUUCAGGAGCCAAAAACUGUAGUGCUCAGUGGUUACAAGCUACUUCCUUUCGGCAAAUGUCAAUAGUAUCAUGAUUUAGUUAAGUUACUAAAAUUGUCUCUGGUCUUAGUGAUGUUAAGCCUGAUUCAUAUUUCACUUGUCCACAUGCCGUGAUGGUCCACAUCCAAUCUGCACAGUCUGCACAAAAAUUUUGGGCCUGCCGUCUGCACAUAUGCGAGUAAUUGAUAGUGCAUGACUAGGUGUUUCCAGUAGGUGGCAGCACUGAGUUUCACAAAGCAGUGGUCAGUGACGACCAAGUGAAAGCAGAAUAAUUGUACUUAUGGGUGCUUUCGAUUAGCUGCUGUGUGAGAAGGUGUGGAGGUACUUGCAUAUAGGUAUAUUAUAAAUAACUCAUCAUUAAAGGUAUGAGUAAGUAUAAGCUUCAUUCUAACUAAGAAGACUGCUGCCCUCUGCUGGUGUAGUGGACACGUGCUAACCACAACCAUCUGUGUACAUUGACAAAUGCAGGGUAUGCAAAUGUCUACAAUGACCAUAAAGACCACAGUGGCACACAGUCAAGUUUAGUAUGAAAUAGGCUCCGAUGUUAAAGCCUUUGAUGGUUUUCAGAGCUAUAACUCAAUACCCAACAGGAAACACCUGUAAAAUCAGUCUAAUGUCCUCCCUUCACAAGGUAUGAGAACUGUAUGUAAAAUGUAAGGCAUCUCUGUUUAAUCUCAAAUGUCAGAAAUCCAAUGAGCUGAGCCUGCUUUCUUCCUUAGUCUCAUAUACAUUUUAAUGUCUUUCUGUGGUACUUGUACUCUCCUGUCCUCUUCCUGGCCAUUAUGCUAUGCUUUCCCCUUCAGUGCUCUCUCUUAUACUCUGGUCCUGGACUUUUGACCUCCUGUUGUAGUCUUUCCUGCUUCAUUCAUGUUGAUCCAGCCAUCUUCUUAAAAUCUUUGCAAUUUUGUAAUUCCUAUCUGUGUAAGAGACUCAAAAGAGCCGUUAAAUCAGGAUGAAACCUCUCUGCUUACAUUGACACAAUAAAAGACUAGUAGACAAUGA